CUUGUUUCAUUCGCCACCAGGAUGACCGAGCGCGUGGUCCUCUCGCCGACAAGGACUAGGAUCAAGCUCGAGCCCGGCCUCGACGAGCGCUCUGCCUGGGGCGCCUACGACGAUGACGAUGACAGCAGCAACAUGGAGACGCUCCUCGCUGCGCCGGUCUUGGCGGAUACGACGCAUGCCAGCUUGGUGGCCUUCCGCGACGCCCGCGCUCGCUACGAGGUCGCGUGUGAAGCCAAAGCACAUGUGCACACGCGCCAGUCCAUCCUCGCGACGAUCGCACCGCCGACGCUGCGGUUCCUUGCGCACUACAAGCUGUGCAUGGCCGAGGCCGCGAUCACCGACGCCGACAUCCUCGCGUGGAUCGAGCGCGAGCUGGCCACGACGAUGCCCACGUCGCUCGAGGCCGUCGUGCAGCACUACCGCGUGCACCUCAUCAUGGACAUGCGCAUUCCCGACGCCCGUGCGCGCGUCGCCACGUACUUUAUGCGCGCCAACGAGAUGGCCGACGCCAACAACUUUCGCUUCGCGGGCGCCAAGCUCUUUUGUGACAUGCUCGUCGAAGGCGUGCGGCCUCGCGCGCUGCGCCGCGACGUCGAGCUUCUGCUGCACGUGCCCUCGAACGCCGACGCCAAGUGCGACGACCGCCGUCUCUUUAACCUCGUGGAAUCCUGCGCUGUCGCGCACCAGGCACGGCACCCGUGGCGCCGCCGCCGUCGCCGCACCGUCCCCGGGCGUAGCGUGCAACUGCUACGCACUACGGAUAGCGCAGCAUGGCGGUCGCCCGACGUGCUUUAUCUGUAGCUGCAUAAGCAGAGUGAAGACGAUGUAUUUCAGUUGGCGGGUGUUGUUGGACGACGGUUCGAUCCCGUCCAUGUUGGUCA
This is a messenger RNA of Saprolegnia diclina VS20, 881 nucleotides long. RefSeq lists its product as hypothetical. The transcript has a single exon. NCBI's taxonomy places the organism in Eukaryota, Oomycota, Saprolegniomycetes, Saprolegniales, Saprolegniaceae. The record is from RefSeq and is a predicted model, not a curated record. Bases 22 to 801 code for a protein of 259 amino acids.